AAGUAUUUCAUAGGCUAUAUAGUACGUUCGUUUGUAUAAUUUAUACCUCUGUGCCUGAAAGGAAAGUAACCUAUACCUCCUUAAUUUAGAUAGUAGUUUACCAAUACAUUUAAUUGGGAAGCAAUUUGUAACAAUAUGCGUUUCUUGUAUUUGUUACCCACGUCUGUCCGCUGAAUAACUUUAUUGGGAAACAUUGCAAAUGAAAUACUGGCAUAAUUCGUGUUUCUAGUUGUCUUUCUAUUAGAACAGUUCAGUAGUUCCCGAAACAAAAACAAGACUUAUUGUUCACUAUGUGUUGUUCAACUGACAGCAAUAGUAGACUGCAUCUUGUUACAAUCGUAACAAAAACGUGAGCCAUGUUAGCUACAUUAAAUGAGACAUCUUUUAAACAUACCCAAGAAGCCAGCAGAACGGUGAGAGACCGUUAACAGUGAACAUCAGAAUCCUUUGCAUCUAGCUACCUCAGUUAAUUUUGAAAAGUUGUUUUGAAGGUAAGAAUGUUGCAUUGAGUGACAUUGAUGGAUCUUUCUGUGCCGUACCUAAAUUUAAUAUGAGUAAAAUAUAAACAAUUCAAUUUCUUGUACCGUAAGAAAUCUUUGUCAUGGUCAUUCAAGUUUUGCGGCUAUGGCUACGGCACCCGGGGAGGCACAACCCUUAUCUUCAAACAAAAGCGCGAAACGCUUUCACCUCUCCAGUCAAUCUGCGCGGAUCGCUACUCAGUGCAGCCUCAUCUGGGAGAACGCCGGAGAUACAACAGUGCAUUAGAGAAGAAACGGUGAGGCUAAAUAGACGGACUGAGAGGCGAAGACGUGUGACAGUAAUUCGUUGCUUAUUUUAAUCUUAAACCCAAAUGCAUCAUUCCGCGCUUGGAUGAACCGCUACUUCUCUAUUAGCAAGUGUAACACCUGGAUCCACUGACCAUCUCGGAGCAGGCAUGUCCCGCAGGAAACAGAGUAACCCAAGACAAAUCAAACGGCUGCUGCAUAAUGGACGGGAGGAGGAAAAUGAGGAGUGCGUCUCGGAGAACGAGCUCGCCAUCAACAAGGACUUUACCAUGGAGGAGAACUGCUCUGUCGACUUUGAGCCUGAAAAUGGAAAAGACCUGGAGUACUCCUCCAACCAAGGUGAAGAUGUUGCCUCUCAGGUGGGGGAUGGGAAUGGUGUUGGACGGAAAUACAGGCCACCUCCACUCGAACCCGAGGUCUGGGAUGGACCGAGGGAGCUGGAGGUGAUUCAGAGAGACGGAGAGCGGCGGAUUCACAGUCGACAGCAGCUGCCCGUGGGCAUGACAUGGGGGCCCUUUGAGGGGAAGAUCGUUAUGAACAGGGGCGAUAGUCUUUGUCUGCGGACCCAGAGAGAGGUGCCGCUGGCUCUGGCGGAGGGCUCCAGGUGGCUGCAGGACCUGACUUGGCUUGGAGCGGAGGACAACAAAAACAACUGCGUGGUGUACAGCAAAGGUGGUCAGCUUUGGUGCACAGUGACGAAACACAUCGCGGAUGGCGAGGAGCUGGUGGCUUUCGUGGUGGAUUUCAACUUGCGGCCCCAGACGUUGAGCCACAUGUCCGCGUCAACGGAGGGAAUGUACCCGGCGCGACUCCUGGACAGCAUACCGCUCCUCCCCCAGCAAGCUGCCAUGGCCUCCAUAUUGCCCACCGCCAUCGUCAACAAGGACAUCUUCCCCUGCAAGGCGUGUGGGAUCUGGUACCGGAGCGAGAGGAACCUGCAGGCCCACCUGAUGUACUACUGCAGCGGGCGGCAGGCCAACCCCGAGCCCUCGCUGGAGAAGGGCGAGGGCAGCCCGCACCACGUGCCCACCGUCUGCCCCUUCCCACAAUGCAACAAGACCUGCUCGGGGCCGCGAGCCAUGGAAGCGCACCUGGCUACGCACAGCAGUGUCAAAAUGGAGGAGGCUCUCCCUCCUGGCGCCAGGCUGAAAUGCACAAUCUGCACCUACACGGCGGACUCUCUCAUCGCGUUCCAGCACCACGUCCUCUCUCACCUGUCACAGACGGCCUUCAGAUGCAAUCGCUGCCAUGUCGGCUUCCAGAGCCACGUGGAGCUCGCGCAGCACCAGGAUCUGCACCGGCCCGGCGGCGGCGGCGGGCUCCACAGGGAGGCCGACGGAAAGCUCUCCCCGCGGGCGUGCGAGGAAGGCCCGCGGCGAACGAGGGCCGAGCUGGCGCGCUGCGGGGACGUCCUCCGGCCUCCGAAGAUCGCGCGGGACGAGGAGGUCUGCCCCGGCGCCAAGUCGGAAAGGGCGGAGAAGAUGAGCAAGUUCUCGGGCCAGAAGGAGGACGGCAACCCGGGAGGCAAGGCCGGCUUCCUGUACCCCAGGGUGAAGUCUGAGCCGUCCAGCCCGCGGCCCGCCUCCUCGCCCGUCCAGGCCAGCGUGGGCCCGGCCUUUCCCGUGGGACCCCUCCUGUCUCAGUUCCCCUUCCCCCAGGACAUCUCGAUGGCCCCGCAGGCCUCGGAGAUACUGGCCAAAAUGUCCGAGCUGGUGCACCGCAGACUGCAGCACGGAGCUAACGCCUACCCCCCUCUGAUGUACAGCCCUCUCGUGCCAAAAGGGGCCACAUGCUUCGAAUGCAACAUCACUUUCAAUAAUCUGGACAACUACUUCAUCCACAAAAAGCACUACUGCAACAGCCGCUGGCAGGACUUGGCCAAGUCGCCCACUUACCCCAGCGGCCUAGACAAGGUGACGGGGACCGUAAGCCCGAACGGCAGACUCGGUUCAGUCAGCUUGCUCAAUGGGCCCCAGCUGUCUGAGGCUGACAGUCGUCUCAUACAGUCUGCAGGGUCGAACUCGUCGGCUUCGCACUUGAUCAAUGGGAGCGUCAAAGUGCCUGAUAAGGAGCUCUCAGGGCAGGUAAAAAAAUCCUCCACGCCCCCCGGCGCGGAGGAGAAGCCGAACGGCGUGCGGACGAACUCAAACAGCCCGACCGCCCCCCCCGCGGAAAGCGACGGCGACUCCGGCAAGACGAACUGCGAAGCCUGCAAGAUCACGUUCAGCCGCCAUGAGAACUACAUCGUCCACAAGCAGUACUACUGCGCCUCCCGCCACGACCCUCCUGCCAAGCGCGCGGCCGCCGGGAACAAAAUGGCCGCGCAGAGGACGCUGCGCACACGCAAGCGGAAGAAGCUGUACGAGAUGUGCCUCCCAGACCACGAGCAGAAGCUGGCUCAGGUCAGGUCGCCCGGUUUCCUGAUGCUGCCUGCCUUUGGAAGUCCCUGUGCGUCCCAAGAGUCGGUCGACAGCCCCGAAAACCCGUUCAGUCCGCAGUGCAAUAUGUUUUCGGGAAUGGUCCCGAAACACCUGGAAGCUUCUUUCGCCAUUGCAAAGUCAGCGCUGGUGUCUAAGUGCAAUGCGAUCGAUCAGCAGGAAGUAGCAGAUGCUCCCAUCGAUCUCAGCAAAAAGUGCUCCCCGCAUUCUGACAAAACCUGCAGUUCCCCCAAAAGGCUCAUGGACUACCACGAGUGCAUGGUGUGCAAGAUUGGCUUUAACAAAGUGGAGGAUUACCUAACGCACAAGCAGAACUUCUGCCCUGGAGCCGCUCAGCAGCCUGAAAUUGGCGGCCUGGACCCGGCAGUGUUUCCAGCCGUAAAAUUCGAACGGCAUAGCGAUAAGAGCCCGGCGAAGUGCGAUAAAAACGGAAACUCCAAGCCGGGCGUGCAAAACGGAAACGUUUUCCCCUCCCACUCCGGGACCCUGUCGGCGCUCAGGGCCGCCGGCGAGACUCCGCUCUUCCCCCUGAAAGAGGAGAGCAGGGCCGCGUUCCUGCCCCACUGCUUUUACCCCCAGGCGCUAAAGAAGCUGAAAGGCGCCGACGACAUUCUGCCGUAUUACGGGAUCAAGCCCACCGAUUACGCUAACGGCGGCGCGGGCGAGCAGGGCGCGCGGGACGAGCAGGGCGCGCGGGACGAGCAGCGCCAAAGCGAGGGAGGCGAAGGCGGGAAGGACCGGCUGACGCCCAACGGCUUCGCCCACCCCGGGAAGGAGCUGCUGCCCUUGCUGCCCAACAACAGGAGCCUGGCGGCGAGCGUGAACGGCGUCCACAAACCCGAGGCCGCCCCGCAGCAGGAGAACCUCCCCCACGACCCCCCGCCUCCGGACGGCCGGCCGUCGCCCCCGCGGGACGCAGAGAUUCCCUCGGACUCCAACGAGAACAUUUCCCCGUCCCCGAAAACGCCCGCGCCCGAGGACGCGGCGCCCCCCGCGGCGAAGGGCGCGACGAACGGAACGGCGCCGGCCGCCGGCGGGAACAAAUACUGCCGCGUGUGCGACAUCCAUUUUAGCAGCCUCUCCAACUUCAUCACUCACAAGAAGUUCUACUGCUUGUCGCACGCGGCCGAUCGCGUGAAAUGAACUUCCGCCCCCCUCUGCCUCGGUGCGUCUCACUGUUUUACAUGCUGCUUGUGGACAAUCAAGUUACUGUUAUUUAAAAACAGCGCAAAAUCAUAGGUUAAAAACAAAACUAUUUGUGCCACUUUGCCAUAUUUAUUUAUUUUUAAAUCAGUAUUAAGAGGAGUAGUGAUGUUAAAUUAUAAUUAAAGGUAUAUGAGUUGUUUGUAUUGUUCUUGUGCAACACACAUUGUUUACAUUGUAACGUCAAUUAAACGAUAGACACGGAAUGCAACCGGUAUGCGUUCCGACAAAAACGUAGCUGCAAAAGCACUUGUAUAUUCUUUUUUGCUGUAACUUCUUUUUUUCUUUUGUAUAUGCAUAAAUACAAUUUGUAGCUUGAAUAACUACACAUUUUCUGAAAAUGUUUUUGGGGUAAUGUCUGUGUAAAAAAAAAAUUUUUUUUUCAGCGAAAGCAUUUCUUUUAAGGCUUUGGGUAUGUAUUUAUGUAUGUAUUUGCCCCGUCUUUUUUCUCCAGCGCUAAAAUGACUGUUUUUGUGUGGAUGACAACAUUGUUGUAAAGUACUUAUUUCUGUUCGCCAAUAUUUUGUUCAAGAAAAAAAGGUCUUUUUUAAAAGCAGUAUUAGCUACGUAUAAAUGAAGGACUCAAAUCUGAUUUGUGGCCCUAUGAAAUACAUUUUGAAUAUUGGUCGUUGGUGAACAAUUAGGCAGGAUCGAGGGGAGCAAAAAUGAUUCAUUCAAUAUCCUAAUAAUGGGAAUAAAAAUAUUUCUUGAAAACAUUGUUGCUAUGCAUGUAUAUGGGUGGAAUAAAAUUCCGGAACUGUUGGACAUUUUUAUUUCGAUGUUGUGGCAUAUUAAAUACCAAUCCUCAGGA
Messenger RNA from Anguilla anguilla (European eel), 5237 nucleotides. Its product is annotated as zinc finger protein ZFPM2-like. Gene Ontology annotation, cellular component: nucleus. NCBI's taxonomy places the organism in Eukaryota, Metazoa, Chordata, Actinopteri, Anguilliformes, Anguillidae. Gene Ontology annotation, biological process: cell differentiation; positive regulation of transcription by RNA polymerase II; heart development. Bases 935 to 4366 code for a protein of 1143 amino acids. The record is from RefSeq and is a predicted model, not a curated record. The transcript is spliced from 8 exons. Gene Ontology annotation, molecular function: RNA polymerase II-specific DNA-binding transcription factor binding.